Molecule: messenger RNA, 788 nt
Organism: Chironomus riparius
Lineage: Eukaryota; Metazoa; Arthropoda; Insecta; Diptera; Chironomidae
Source: the annotation of a GenBank genome assembly
GGUUGGAAAAGAUUGCUGGAAAAUUAAAUUAAACUUUAUCCACCAUAAUUUAUUAGCUGUGGAAAACUAGUGUUCAGAAAUAUGUUUUUUUACAAUAAGUUGUUAUCCCCCUGAUUAAAUCAACAAGUGAUAUGAAAAAGUGUUAAGGUUAACAUAGAAUGUGUUGAUGAGCAUUAAAUGUUGCUUGUCAUCCCACGAAAGUGCAAUGUAGUGCAGAUUUUGAGUCUAUGAGAGAAGCACGCAUUUUGAAAAAAUGAAGUUUGAAGAAUUUUGUUUAAAAUUAUUAUCAUUUCCAUGGCUGGCAAAGUUAUCUGGGUGGAAACACCAUUGCACUGAGUACACACAGACUCCAUUUCCUAUUAUAACACUUCCCGGAGGAACAUUUUAUCCUACUGAAUCAUCAGCCACAACAUCACCAUUCACAUUUGCACCGACAGUCACACCAACAAAUCCACAAGCCACAACAACAGUAAAUCCAAAUACCUGUCCACCUUUUCCUACAAUUUGUAACCCUCCAAGCGGUAGUGGUGGAGAUUUUGGUGAUAAUUCGAUAGAUCCAAGACUGGUGCGAAAUAAGAGGCAAACAGUGAACGGAUGUCCAUGUAUUGAUAUAAGAUCAGCGCUGAAUUUGUUAAUAUCAAAAGGAAUGUUAGGGGAAAUCCCACAAAAUAAGUUAAAAAAUGUAAAAAGUGAAAUGUCAUCGUGAAGUUGUUAAAUAAAUUUAAAAUUUUUUACUUUAGUUUAAUUGAGAGUGUUUUGAUAAAAUGGACAUUGUUUUCAAGUAAUUU